Lepisosteus oculatus (spotted gar) is the source of this 1999-nucleotide messenger RNA. It is a transcript of the gene mex3a, whose product is annotated as mex-3 RNA binding family member A. NCBI's taxonomy places the organism in Eukaryota, Metazoa, Chordata, Actinopteri, Semionotiformes, Lepisosteidae. The record is from RefSeq and is a predicted model, not a curated record. Gene Ontology annotation, molecular function: RNA binding.
GUCGACAGGCUGGUGCGGGGCGCUGCGUCAGCGGGCGCGCGGAGGCCGGUUCCAGCGCCGCGGAGCAGGAAGGGGGAGGGAACGGCAACAACAACACACACACACACAAAAAAGAGAAAAUAUCAUUGACGGGCUCCGCAGUCACCGGGGCCGGCGGGGUCGGGGGUUCGGGAGGAGAGAGAGCCCGGCAGGGGAGGACCCCCGCAGGUCUCAGUCCGGCUCGGCCCGGCCCGUCCGAGGGGGAGAGGGCCGGUGUCAGACAGACGGGGUGGGGCGAGGGGCGGCCUGAGCUGGGGUUGCAGACAAGACGGUGAGUCCCUGAAGUUCUCCAGACAGAGAGCGAAGGGAAAGGAGGCAGACGGCGGAGCGGGGAGUGGGGGCCGGGCUGGAGGAGGGACUACCGAAAAAAAGCGAGAGAGGGGGGGAGGAGGAGGAGGAGGCGGCUCGUCGCUGUUCUCCAGUCUCUUUUCCCUGUCUUUGUUUCAUACUCUUUUGUUAGCCAUGCCUAGCCUGCUGGUUCUAGCAGGGAUCAUGGAAAAGAAUGGGGGCUACGGCGGGGCUCUAGCCGGCUCCGGCUUCGGAACCGAGGGGCUGCUGCUGCCCCCCGACGAGGAGGAGGACGACUCCCGCGCCCUGCGGGUCGCCCUGGGGCAGCUGUCGCUGCUGGGGCUCGGGGAGCCGGAGGACGGCGGGGGCGCUCCCGCGGCGGGCGUCCAGGCGGCGGACCGGUGCAGCAGCGGCGGCAGCAGCAGCACCACCAGCCACACGGGCAACGGCGGCGGCGGCGGCGGCGACGGAGGUCUCCUGCAGCCCAAGAACAAGUUGUGCGUCCUGUACGAGAGCUGCGCCGAGGCGAAAGGACGCGGCUGCAACAUCACGGAGUGCGUGCCCGUCCCCAGCUCCGAGCAUGUGGCCGAGAUAGUGGGCAGACAAGGCUGCAAGAUCAAAGCCCUGCGCGCCAAGACCAACACCUACAUCAAGACGCCGGUGCGGGGCGAGGAGCCCGUGUUCCUGAUCACGGGCCGCAAGGAGGACGUGGCGCUGGCCCGGCGGGAGAUCAUCUCGGCGGCGGAGCACUUCUCCAUGCUGCGGGCGUCCCGGAACAAGCUGGGCGUGUCCUUCAGCGGCUCCCCGCCCGCCCUGCCCGGCCAGACCACCAUCCAGGUGCGGGUGCCCUACCGGGUGGUGGGGCUGGUGGUGGGGCCCAAGGGCUCCACCAUCAAGCGCAUCCAGCAGCAGACCUGCACCUACAUCGUCACGCCCAGCCGGGACAGGGACCCCGUCUUCGAGAUCACGGGCUCGCCGGGCAACGCGGAGCGGGCGCGGGAGGAGAUCGAGGCCCACAUCGCCUUCCGCACGGGCGGGCUGCACGACCUCAACAACGAGAACGACUGCCUGGCGGGCGAGGGCGGCGCGCUGGAGACGCGGCUGCAGGAGGUCUGGGGGCUGCAGGCCCACCGCAAGCCCCUGUGCAGCAGCUACCGGCAGAACAGCAGCCUCCUGGACCCCCUUCCCGGGGGCGGGGGGUUCGGCAAGCCCGACUUCCCCGGCGACAAGCCCUCCUCCUACUUCGGCUCGGACGGGACCCCCUGCUGGGGGGACCCCGAUUACCCCAAGCCGGCCGCCUUCUACGCCCAGCAGCGCUCCAAGAGCUUCGGGGGGCUGCCGCUGCCCCUGGCCAGACUGUCCCCGGGGCUGCAGGAGCCCGGCGCCCCCGCGCCCGCCCACGCCCAGGCCCGGCGGGCCCACAGCGAGCCCAUCUCCGCCAGCGCCGUCUUCCCCUCCCGCCUGGCCCUGCCCGACUCGCCGCCCGCCAGCCGGGACUGCAUGACCUGCUUCGAGAGCAAAGUGACAGCCGCCCUGGUGCCCUGCGGGCACAACCUCUUCUGCAUGGAGUGCGCCAUCCGGAUCUGCGAGCUGGCACACCCCGAGUGCCCGGUCUGCCACACCCUGGUCACACAGGCCAUCCGAAUAUUUUCCUAAACCUUUUUUUACAUUA